Molecule: messenger RNA, 6258 nt
Organism: Conger conger (European conger)
Lineage: Eukaryota; Metazoa; Chordata; Actinopteri; Anguilliformes; Congridae
Product: nuclear protein AMMECR1-like
Exons: 6
Coding region: 1-972 (323 amino acids)
Source: RefSeq, a predicted model, not a curated record
AUGGGUAGGAAGCGGUGUGUCGGUGCGGAUUGUUCAAAGAUGGCGGCCGGGUGCUGCGGGGUGAAGAAACAGAAGCUGUCGGGGUCCCCCGGGUCAGGGGGCCCUGGCGGGGUGGGGAGUGGGGUAGUAGGGACUGGACACUGCGGAUCGGACUUGGGGAUCGGUUCUUCCUCGUCUGUGGCGGUAGGGAGUGUGAAUCGGGUGAAUGGCCUUGGGGGUCCGGGGGGUAGCAGUAGCAGCAACACCAACUCGCUGUCCCCAACUCCGGGAGGCUACAACUCAGCUGCACUCUCUUCGAACCACAGCCCCGGACCAGGCUCGUGUAGCGGGGGCAGGAAGAUGGUUGUUUCGGCGGAGAUGUGCUGCUUUUGUUUCGACGUACUUUAUUGCCAUCUGUACGGAUACCAGCCCCCACGAACACCUAGGUUUACAAACGAUCCUUACCCGCUGUUCGUCACGUGGAAGAUAGGACGGGACAAGCGGCUGCGGGGUUGUAUAGGUACAUUUUCAGCCAUGAACCUCCACUCAGGACUCAGGGAAUAUACGCUAACCAGUGCCCUUAAAGACAGCCGCUUUCCCCCCAUGACCAGAGACGAGCUCCCCCGGCUGUUCUGCUCUGUGUCUCUGCUCACCAACUUCGAGGACGUUGGUGAUUACCUAGACUGGGAGGUGGGAGUGCAUGGCAUUAGGAUAGAGUUUUUCAGUGAAAAAGGCUCCAAGCGCACAGCCACCUACCUUCCAGAAGUUGCCAAGGAGCAAGGAUGGGACCAUAUUCAGACCAUAGAUUCCUUACUACGAAAGGGUGGCUACAAGGCUCCCAUCUCAAAUGACUUCAGGAAGACCAUUAAAUUGACCAGGUAUCGCAGUGAAAAGGUGACGAUGAGCUACGCGGAUUACAUCGGCCAUCGCCAGCAUCAUCACUACCAAAACGGCAUCGGUCACCCUCUCCCGCCGUACAACCAUUAUUCCUGACACCGAGCCGCGUGACCAGCCCCGGGACGGCCCCGCUGACCUCUUCCCAGGAGAGCCCGCCUCCUCCUGGUCUAGCUACAUCUACUACUGUAACAUUUUAUGAUGAUUGCUUCCGUUGCCAUGCCAGCCUCCUCUCGGUCGGCAUGGCAGCGGGCAGCAAUGCCGUCACAGAUGUUCCUUUUUCCUUUUUUUUAUUUUUUUUAUGUUGUUACUGAGAUUUUGCAGCACAUAUGGUCCACAUUUCCCAUUUAUUUUAAUCAAGUACUGAAUAUUUUUCAUUUAUAAAUCCCAAUCAGGUUAAAGAAGUCUGUGGAUGGAAGGGAAGAUUGGGUCUGAUAGAGUUCUUGCCUUUGUGCAUUGCAGUUUAGCUGCGUGCAGAUGAUAGCUCAUUUCUAUCCAUUUUUCUGUUUUUCAAAGCAACCAGCUUAACCGAGUUCUUUAGGCUGGGCAUAAGGUUACUCUGUUCAUUGAAGGAUGCUGGGAAGUGAAGUCUUUUGUAGUGUUGUGAGCUCUUGAUGUCACUUCCUGUGUGCUGUAGAUUGUUAGGAUUGUGGUGCCGUACGGUUUCGAUUCCCCACAAUCAGGUGAGGGCUUUUCUGAGUGUAGUAUUUGGAAGCUAAUACAUAAUAAUUGCAAAUGUGGAAAAAUAUUUCACAUUUUGAGAAACUAGCCUGCAAGUCUUGAGACAAAAAAUAUAUAUUAUGCAAUAUUUUCCUCCCGCUCCAUCAUAUAGAAAUCUUAAUUUCAACCUUGGGUAAUUAUCAGGCUUGUCGGUUGGUUUGGAAGGCUCUUCUAUGCAUCUUUUGAAACAUUUCUAGCUAGCAAGUGUGAGAAGACGGGACCCUCUCUUUCGGCUGUGAGUUUGGGUGCCUGGGCGUCAUGCGCAGGACGAUGUUCUGGAAGGACGCCAUCACUGUGCUGCCCGACGCGGUCUUCUCCUCCACCCUCUGUUCACAGGGACGAGCUUAAACGAAAAGCCAUAUUGUUAAAAACACGCUCAUCGCCAGCGCUCACGUGUCUGAGUCAGAGUGAUGCUGAUUCUAAAAUCGCUCUGUCUGUUUACCUGGAGAGGACUAAGGCCACAGAGGGAUUCUGCCUGUUUUCAUCUCGCGGUUGACCUCUCUUUUUGCCACAUGGAAAAUGUUGCUGGGGUGUCGGCCAAGCCUCCAUUUUAGGACACGCUUUGGUUGAGGCUUUUCCAGCGACGCUCAUUUUCACACUAGUCUGUCUUUUACGCUUCAUGUGUGCAGGUUAACCAGUUCUCAAGUGUGUUAUGCCAACGCACAGUUCUCGAUUCUUGGCUAAUUCAACAAACCAUGCUACAGUUUAUGUUGGUGUUCGUGUUUAUAGACUAGGUGCACCUGAAAAUAAGAACAUACGGUCUAGCAGAAUCUGAAAUCUCUGCUUUAUUUGUUGAUUAACUGAUUUUCAAUUUGAACUAUUUGGUGAAUUUUGGACCUUUUUUAAUCUUGUUACCAGGAAACGAUAUGUCGUGUAGCUCAGACAUCAUUUUAAUCAUAUCAAAAUUAAACUUCGCUUGUUGAGAGUUUGUGCCACGCUUAAGCCAUGUCUGUUUGCAGACUCAUUGAAAUUGCUGUCUUUCUACGACAGAUUACACAUCCCUGUCCGUACGAACGACUCGUUUCUUCCGUAGUUUUUAAGGGCUUUUUGUAUUCCAUCCACAGAAACCUUGCUUUUUUUUUUUACAAAUAUCAAAAACCAUUUCAAUUGAGUUGCCUUAAUGAUUUAAUGAAAAGGACCAGGAAAUCGGUGUCUGUGUGCUCGUGUCUUUAACACUCAAACAGAGGGGGCGAAUCACUGCAGCCGAUUCUUACGACGCUUUCAUUCUCAAAAACGAUCAGCUAAAGCUCUUUGCGGAGGGGGGGAGGGGGGAUUGAGAGCAUCAUUUCCUUGCUUGUUCAUUACCCAGCAGCCUCGGCUGAUAGCCCCCAUCCCCGUCUGCUGUGGCUGGAGGACUGACUCGGACCUCUGCGUUUGAGGGCUGGUCUCGCCGCUGUUUAAUGUGGCCCGGUCCGGCUGUGCUACCGGGUGCAUUUUAAAUAACGGGUUUCCCUGCCUGCUCCGUAAAGUUUGUGGCGCAAGCCCGUGGAAUUAAUAGCUUAAAAGCUGUUGUAUUUGGCCGUGGGCGGUACACACACAGGGCUUCACAUCCUUACAGAAGUACCUGUGCGGCGGUAGGGUUCAGACCCUGGGGUGGAUCUCUCCCUCUGAAUGAGGCUCGCUGCGUCUCAGCCUGUUCUCCUGUCUGUGACCGAGCACGCGUGCGGUUCCUGGUCCCUUCUUUAAAAAGAGCACAAACCCAGUAUUUUCUGCUGCAAAAACCAAGUCUUAUCACAUACAUACGACAGUACAUACCUGGUAUGCACAUAUGCAAGAAGUGUAUGGCAUAUGUGUACUCAUCCAUAUGUGUACAAGUCCCUAUUGUUUCCUUGGCAUGUUUGUUCUAGUAGAGAUGAUAGAAAUUCAACCUUCUUUAAAAAAAAAAAAUGGUGCUAAUGCAGUGGACCUCAUGCGGAAGGUCACGUGACUGGUCAUGUGGACUCAUUAAUCAUAUCUUAUCCUUGAUAUAUGCAGAUCUGUUUUACAGGUGUUUCUUACCAGUGUACCGAUGAAAUCAGGUCCUGCAGGUUUGAAGGGACAGGGAUGGUGAGCCACCCCCCCCUCCCUGUUCUCCCUCCCGUGGCUUGGGGGAUAACAGCACAGCUUUCAGGCAGUCUGCGUCACCGCAGAUCCGCGUGCUGAAGGCACAUUCAUUCUGGACCAGGACUGAGAGUAUCACAGUAGGAGGGCACUGAUCCUUUUUUUUUAUUUUUAUUUCCACCCGAAAAACACUGGGAUCAAUUUGCCCUGCUUAGGAAGGCGCACGUGGUCUGGAUGCGUUCUAACAUUCACUAGGCAAUCUGAGCGUUUCAUUUCUUGAAAACGUCGCUUUUCGCUCUCCAUGGCUUUAACGGCCGUCUGCUCUUAAACCAGCCCAGCUGAGCACCUCGUGUUGUAAGUACUGUAGGUGAAGACUGGAGAAGCUGUCAUACCUGGCCGUGUUCAGCAUUGUCAUUACAGUGGAUGGGUUACCAUGACGACCUGUUAUGUUGGGAGCAGUGACCGCGGGUUAGUGCUUCGGCGUAGGCUCUUUGGAGCUUUUAAUUCGGUCUCCAUUUUAGCAUGUUCUGUAAAAGUGGGACUAUUAACAUUGCCCUUCACCUCCCCCACUGUCUUCGAACGCUUGAGCUGUAGACCUCAGUAUAGCAGCGUCUAAAGCAGGGAGGGGGGGGAUUUCAAAAGCCAUAAACUGUGAAGCCAGGUAUGAUGUCAGCAGACCCCUGUGUGUCACUUCCUUCUGCAUCCCCGUCUCCUCAGAAGCAACAUGAUCAGUUUCUCGCAAAACCUAGGGCAUUGAAUGAUAAUUUUUCCCCCUAAACUUUCUCAAUUCUAGAGUUACUAUUUGCACAGUAAAAGAGGCAGAUGUUCUGUGGCGUGCAGUAUCCGCAGAUGUUAAAGUGGGCUACAUUGCUCAGCUCUAUUUAGUUGUGUCGUUAAACCACAGAAUGUCCCAUCUUGGAUUAAUGCAGAGCUGCCUUGAGGACUCCAACAAGUAUUUAAGUAGGAGCUGGCGAAUGAAAACAAAGUGCCAGAUGUUUGAGUGAAUAUGCCAUACUGAAGAAGCAGGUGUUGCCGAGGGACGGUCAGUUCCACAGACGAUGGCUCCGGACGGAAUGUGUGGGUCUGGUUCACAGGUUUCCCGCGUUCUCAGUUACGGUCCGCUUGCUCGGCUAACCGCUGAGCUCUCUCUGGCUCACGCGUAGCUUCCUCUAGUUCCCUCGCCCCAUCAAUCACCAGAAUGAUCAUUCAGUGCCGUUUCACACCGCCUGUUUCUGCAAGUUUGUCACAGGCCUCAAACACAUCGCUGUUUUGGAUUCAAAUACUUUUCUCCGCUUUAUUGAGCUUGUCUGGUGUAUCAGAACCUAUGAAGUACUCUGAAAAAGUGCCAACCCCGCCUUCUGGUCCUCUUGGUUGGCUCAGUUGCACCAGGCGAGAUCAGUCGAUCACAGCAAAGUGUUUGAACGAUUUGAGCCAGGUCAGCUUGAAUGAGAUUUCACACACGAGGCCGCACUUUUUCUAAUAGAUGCAAUAUGAAUUGAAUGCAGGAAGACCAGUGUGAGUAGACUUUUUAUUUGGAUUUAAAUAAUUCUAUUCAAAGUUCUGGUUUGUCUAGAAUGAAUAGCACGUCGUUUGAACGAUCCAAAGAUGCCUCAAGCCAUGUCCAAAUGCUGCUUUUUAGUCCCGCCCUCCCUCCCUCGUCCCUCCAAUCAUGGCCUGCAGGACAAACCUGAAGUUCCUUUGUGUCCAUUUCUUUUUGUAUGAUUUCCGUUUUUAUUUUAUGUUUUUAAUUCGACUGUUUAAUGAAUUUUCAUUAUUACGGUUUGAGAAUUCGUAUGGGGUCAGACAGUACUUGAGCUGUUUUGACGUUUUUGUGUUUUUAUUUUUGAUUUGUUCAUUUUCUUUAAGGAAGCCCCAUAGCGUGCCUCUUUCGUUGAAUGGGUUUCUUAAUGUUUUUAUUUCCUAAAAACCAGCAGUGGUCUUAUACCUUGUAUAAGAAAAUGUGUUUAUCCUUGUUUUUUUAUUUUUAUCCGUGUCCUUUAAUAAAACAAUCCUCUUUUCUUUACUCUGGAUCCAGUAGCUGCACUGGUAAACAAUCGCACUGAUAGUUAUACAAGACGACAAUAAUAAUAAUUACAGUGAUGGGAAGAAUAAUAAAUGACUAGAACUACAAUAAACUAGAACUUUUAUAAGAAAAAAAAAUACAGUUUUGUAUAUCAAAGUUAUAUAUUUUGGAUCUAGUUUCUGUAUUAUUUUAGAGGUUUUCUAUGUUCAGUAACUACCAUGAAUGAUUUUGAAUGUGUCACCAGCGUAUUGAUCUAGCAUUGGUGACGUGGUGUGUGGGGGGGGCGCCUGGUGUUGCCCACCUCCCUUGCAUGCCCACCGUUUUUUUCUUUUCAGUCCCAUGAAGAAUGUCAACAGUGACAAAUUACCUGGAACAAGACCUCUCCUACAACUAGAUCCUCCUUCCUUCAACAUGUAAUUGCUUUUAGUGCGAUGGGACUCAAAACUGGACGAUUUCAAGACCGAAUGGCUCUGUAAAAACAUGGGGGGGGGUUACCUCUGUAUCCUCUGCAGAGAUGGGUUAUCCGUUGGUAUGUGAGCAGCAGUAAUGGCAAUUAUAUUGUACUUUUAAACACUAUUGUUAUUUUCUUUCAAAUCAUUUAU